AUGAGCACCACACGCGAUUCCAACUUAACCCAGUCGAUUCCCGCUCAAUGGCAAAUCUACCCAAGCAUCCCCACGGAAUGUCCCAGACGCCGAGACACCUUCAUCGCGUUCGCCAUCACUAAUCUCGUCACAAUGGUCCUUGGCCUAGCGGUCGGCUGCCGGCCCUUCAUCUACAUAAUAAGCUGUCGCAUGUUUGGCAAAAAGAAACGCAAGAAUGUAUACUGGUACAACUGGCUUCCUACAUGGGGGCUGACAUUCGUGGGAAAUGUCCUUUGCGCGGUCCUAAUCAUGAGGACGCCGGGUUACGAACACAUUAGAGUCGCCGAUGUUGCGAUGCUUUAUCUGCAAAGACCGCGCAUUACGCUCCUAGCCCUCACUACCGUGACAUACGCCAUUGUGUGGAAGGGAGAGAUGCCCUGGAUUCGUGCAUGGGUGGCCACUGCAGGCGCUGAACUGUUGUUGCAGAUCAUGGCUGCCAUCUGGGUCGUGAGAGCAGGGGAGGGAUAUUUGAACCAACGACACAUCCUUGCGAUCGCUAUUUGGGAAUGGGUCAAUGCCGGGUUGACCGCCAUCAUGGCGAUUUAUAUCGUCCGAUGUUGGCGAAAUCAGGUGGCUCACGCCGAGGCUGUUGAUGAAGCCGCCAAGUAUCCAAAUGGCUUUGUGAUGCAAAAUGACUUUUGGGUUCAAAAUGGCUUUUCAGAGAGACAGGCAGUUCCCAAAGUAAAACGGCUGACGUUCCGAGUUUGGCUAAUUCUCAUGGUUAUUGGCGGUCUUGGAUAUGCAGGCGUUGGUGCCCACCAAAACUUGGGGCUCAAGUAG
Molecule: messenger RNA, 819 nt
Organism: Thermochaetoides thermophila DSM 1495
Lineage: Eukaryota; Fungi; Ascomycota; Sordariomycetes; Sordariales; Chaetomiaceae
Exons: 2
Coding region: 1-819 (272 amino acids)
Source: RefSeq, a predicted model, not a curated record